GCCUGCCUCUCGCCGUCUCCCCUCGCCUCCGAUUCUGCGCACACAGCCUGUCAUUCUGCACAGCACAGUUUUUUCGCUCCGCUCGGAGAGCGAGUGGUGGAGAGAGAAAACACACACACACACACGGAGGGAGAGCAGCUCAGGAGCCCGGCGAGAGAGCGAGGCGCCCGAGUCCCGCAGCCCAGCAUGGCUUCGGGGGACCUUUACGAGGUUGAGAGGAUCGUAGACAAAAGGAAAAACAAAAAGGGUAAAUGGGAAUAUCUUAUACGGUGGAAAGGUUAUGGGAGCAAUGAGGACACCUGGGAGCCAGAACAUCACUUGUUGCACUGUGAGGAAUUUAUCGAUGAAUUCAACGGACUGCAUGUCACGCGGGAAAAGCGAGCAAAGCACGGGAAACAAGCCGGUGCGCCAAAAUUUUUACGCGAGAGCAGAGCGUCGUCCCUCGACAAAAUACCACAUAGGCCAUCUGACUCUGGGAAGAGCAAAGGGCUGCCCCAUAAACGGAAGCGCAUGGCCCCGUCAUUUCAAAAGCAAAAAAAGGGUUACACGGCCAAGCCAGCACCUUCAGGAGACAGGGCUGCUAAAACAGUCUCUUACCGGACUACUCCCAGCGGCUUGCAGAUUAUGCCAUUGAAAAAGCCACACAAUGGCUUGCAGAAUGGAGAUGCUAGUUAUGAAAAGGAUUCUAGACAUUUUGGGAACGGCCCCCCAAAGCCAGACUUGGAUUUAAAUGAACAUGAAGCGGAACCUGAUUUGCCUGGAGUGUUGGAUGUGAAUAAUGAGCCACCCGUCAUGAAUGGAAUUGGUUCUUCUCUGGCAAAUGGAGGCCUGAAUCUUCAUAGCACUGUGAAAAGGAAGCUGGAAGGGGAGAAAGAUUACGUCUUUGAUAAGCGACUCAGGUACAGCGUGCGUCAAAACGAGAGCAACUGUCGGUUCAGAGACAUUGUAGUACGCAAAGAAGAUGGAUUCACGCACAUCCUCCUCUCCAGUCAAACCUCAGAUAACAAUGCACUGACUCCAGAGAUCAUGAAGGAGGUCCGGAGAGCACUGUGCAAUGCGUCAGCUGACGACAGCAAACUCCUGCUUCUCAGCGCAGUGGGUAGUGUCUUCUGUAGUGGUCUAGACUACUCCUAUUUAAUCGGCAGGUUAUCCAACGACAGAAGAAAAGAAAGCACUAGGAUUGCAGAAGCUAUUAGGGAUUUUGUCAAAGCUUUUAUCCAGUUUAAGAAGCCAAUCGUGGUUGCGAUCAAUGGACCUGCUCUCGGCUUGGGGGCUUCCAUUCUGCCGCUCUGCGACAUCGUCUGGGCGAGUGAAAAGGCCUGGUUUCAGACACCUUAUGCAACUAUUCGUCUCACGCCAGCCGGCUGCUCUUCGUACACGUUUCCACAGAUACUGGGUGUUGCUCUGGCAAAUGAAAUGUUGUUCUGUGGAAGGAAGCUAACGGCACAAGAAGCCUGCAGCAGAGGACUCGUCUCCCAGGUUUUCUGGCCCACAACGUUCGGGCAAGAAGUGAUGUUGAGGGUGAAGGAAAUGGCAUCCUGCAGUGCAGUGGUACUGGAAGAAUCUAAAUGCCUGGUCCGGAGCUUCCUUAAAUCUGGCCUCGAAGAUGUGAAUGAGAAAGAAUGUCAGAUGUUAAAACAGCUCUGGAGUUCUUCCAAAGGACUAGAUUCAUUGUUCAGCUACCUGCAAGACAAAAUUUACGAAGUCUGACAUCCUUGCGCAACUGUGAAAGAGCAGGGAGGAAGAAUGAUCCAAGAGAAAAGCGAUUUCAGGCGUCACCAAGGGUUUGAGAAAAUAAUAUAAAAAUCAAACCCAGACCCAGCAAAUCCUUCAGAGGAAUUUGUGAUAGUGUAUCUAACAUACCUAUGGUUGUGUCAGUUUCCUUGUGAGUUAAAUAGAGAAGUUCAGUGGCUGUUCCUAGCAGGUUUGAUUAUUGUUCAACAAAGGAAGAGACAGAUGUGUUAAGAACUGCCUCUCAGUGUACACUUGCCUAGAGAGAAGUGUACAUUCCAUGUGCUAGAAAGCACAAGUGUACCCCAUCAAGGUACAUACUGCAAAAAUCAAUUGUUGUCUUUAAAAAAAAUUUAUUUAUUCUUGCUACUGCAAGCAACUUAUCUUUGCAUUGACUGAAGUGGCUCAGUUUAGAAUUUGGGCCAAAGCCACACUUUCAGGGCCCACUUUAGAAAUAUUUUAAUAAUUUUGUUUUGUUCGUUGAAAGAAUAACCAUGGAAAAAAUUGAAAAGGGGAAGAGUAUAAUUUAUAUGUAUGAUGUAAAAAAAAAUAUUUUGGAGAAAAGAAAAAGAACCUACCUGGAUUUGUGUUUUCCCCGCUCUGUUGGUGAAUUUAUUUAAUUUAUUUAUUUGUGUCUUGCUUGAUUGUUGAUUGAUUGUUGGUCUACUUAAUAUAUAAUUAUCAUUUUUAGAUUUCCCCAGAUUGGACAACUGUUUUGCACGAGUACACAAGCUCUGUGGUUUACAGUAAACGGAUUGAGCUGUGCAUACAAUAAAAAUAAGAUGAAGCAGGAAUGCUGUAGGGCAUUAAAAAGCAGCAGAGAAUAGACAUCAUUUUAGAUACCUUAAGAAAACCAAUCAAAUACCGACGCUGUGAGUUUUACACAAGUCUCCUCCUGACAACUUGAGGCACAGGUAGCAUGUGCUACAUUUAAAAGAAAAGCUAAUAUGUUUACUAUUUUCUUAUUAGCUCAACAUUAAUAACAGGGUGAAUGGUGCCUAACUUGUGGUGCCAACAAAAGAUUAAGCAUUCAUUUGUGCUAUGAAUCUUAGAACCUUACCUUCAUGAGCCUCUUUCCUCAGAUGUGGUAGUAUAUUUUGGAGAACGUUGAGAGAGGCCAGCAAGAAGCUGCUAGAGGAUAAUGAAUUAGACGGGGAAAGGCUUUCAUACUUCUUUCAUUCUGGCCAGACUCUCCACCAGGAAAUUCCACAAGGACACAGGUUUCCCUCAGGACAGUCUGUGGUCAUUUACUAUUAGAAUGUGACCCUAAUGAAUAGAUUCUUCCAUAUUGCAUCAGUUUGUUAUGUGUCUGAACUCUCUGGAAAAAUACCAGAAGGAAUGCGUUCUUCAGAUUAAGCAAAGAAGCUGGCAAGUCCAAUCAAGAUGCAUUAAAAUAAAAGGUGUGGGCUGUUCUAGUGCUUUGUAUGGCGGCUCUGCAUCUUCUGACUACUCUAAAAAUUAUUGUUUUCUUAAGAUUGCAAAAGAAAAAGGAAUCCUGGGAACAGACUGAAGGUUCACAUUAUCUCUCAGAUUUCAUGGAAUACGGAGAUUGGCUUCCAUGACUUUCCCUAUCUAUCUGUCUUGUCUGUCUGUCUGUCUAUUUUGCUGCCCUUUCAAGGUUAAGUAGAACACACUUUCCAUUUCUUUUUAGUUUUUAGAGGUUCCAAAUUAGACUAUUGGGUUUGGAUUUUUUUAUUAUUUUGUUCUGUUUUUUUGCUUCAUAUUUGGCAAAGCUCCACUUCCUAGUUAGCGCACAUCCACGCGGAUCUGCUUACAAAUCAAUGGCAGAGUCUGGCUUCUUGUUCAGCCGUGUCUAAAUAUUUUUGGAGAGCAAUAUUCAAGGUGGAACGCUUGUUACCCACAAGUGUCGGAAGCCAAGGCCACAUUCCGCAGUCAAGGGGUGAUGCCUCCCUAAUUCUCAGUUGUGAACCGUCUUAACAAACCCACGAAUCAUUUUCGUCCAGUUGACUUCCUUAGAGUCAACGUGUGAACUGGAGUCAUACCCUUGAAUGUACACUUGCAGGGCAAAUAAUUGUAUCGAAAUAUAUGGGAAAACAUCUUUUAAACACGUGCUUUCAUGUCUCUCAACAAAUGGUGCAACCCCAAAUGAUGUGUCAGACAUUUUAAUGAACCAGUAGAAAGUCCUUGAAGCAUGGGGAAAUUAUUGCUCUGUGUAGACUCUUGGGAGUGCGACAUUUUGGUUUUGGAGCAGCAGUUUUUCUUAAUGUAUCUGAUUUUUCAACAUUGUUUCUUCAACAGCAUUUUCAAAGCCUGGCAAAUUAAUAGCUGAACAAAACUGAGUACCAUUUCUUCAUAAAAAUUAACUCUGAAAGCUCUAAAGCUUUUUAAAAAAAAUUUUUAAUAAAAAUAAAAAUCAUGUCUAGGUGGUUAAUUUAAUUUCUGUUUAAUUUCUUUUUUUUAAAAAAGGGCAGUGAUUAUUUUUUAAUACACUUCCUUAUUUUGUUUUCUCUUUCUAUGGUCACUGGGUAUUCAGCUGUAUAAGUAUACUGUAAAUAUUAGACCGAAUACUUUUAUGAAUAUUCACAGUAUUUAAUUAAAAAAUACAUGCAAAUUUGUUGUUAAGUAUGUUAUAUUAUUUCAUGUAAAUUGUUUUGUACAAAUCUUUAAGGAUUGGCAGUUUUUGCAUUUGAAGAUAUGGUAAAAGGAAACAAUUUAUUUCUGUGUGUUUCUCUUGCAUGUACAUUUUCGCUGUACAUAAAGUGUGGCUUUAGUUGGGUAACCUUCUGUUUCAAUGAAUAAGCUGUCCGACUUUAAUAAGUAUAUAUUUUCAAAAAUAUAAACUUUUAUAUUUCCGUGGUAGAUUAGGGUAAGCGUUUUAGGCAAUCUUUUUCCACAAUGGUUAACCAUUAUUUUAAUCUCAAGCAUCCUGGGAUUGGUGCCAAUUGUUUUCCUCUUAGAAUUCUAAUACACACUUUUACUCUUAUAUAUGCAGGCAGGGUGUUGUUUUAUUAUUUCUUUGGGGGUUUUGUCCCAACCUUGAAAUAACAGAGUUUAAGGUACAAUUUGUAAAUUUAGUGCAUUUGUGAAUAAGCCUUACCACUGGGUUGAAUCAAACGUUGUUAAUUGCAUAAGUAAGAUGGAGGGUUCAAUUAGAUGUGAUGGCAAAAGACCCAUGUUGUAGAACAUUUAUUCUUGUUGUUAUAGUUGCCAUCAUGCAGAUAUAAAAAAAGACGAUGGGGGGAACUUCAUGCCAGCGCCUUUCUUCACACAUCUUUUUCCCCCACUGAAACUCCCCCCUUCGCUUAAGUUGCCUCCCCCUAUCCAGACUCUAAAACCAGGUAUAAGCUCUCUAGAGGGGCAAAAUGCUAGGGAGAGGUGUUUCUCAGGAUAGGAAACACACAGACAGAGAAAGUGUUCAGUACAACCUACAUUCUAAGGAAUGAGUUGUGUCAUCAUCAUAUCUAAUUAGACCUGGAGAAAUUUCCUCUCUUCCCCCCACCCACCCCCCAGUUGAAGCAUUCAGACAGUUGGCAAAUUUAGAAUGCAAGGCCUUAAGGUUUUUUUCUUGUGAUAUGGAUUAAUACGGGUUGUUUCUUUCAAACAACAUAGUUAGGCUUGUCAGUGUGGGUAUUGUUUGAUAUAAACUCUGCAUACUGUCCACCCGGCCACAUUACUCAGUCUCAGGCUCUCUCUUUUUCAGUGGCUGGGUCUAUAAAAGUCAAAUCUGACUGAAGCCAACUCUCUUUAGGAGGCACUAAAGAAGUUUACAUAAGGGACUUACAGACAAUCUUAUUCGUAGUGCAUCUAAGUCCUCCGUUUCCUGGAUGUGUUAUCUGUCUACCCAAUUAACUGUAUGUUUCUAAGCCAUACUUAAAUCUCUUUGCCACUACUUUAAAUGCCACACGGGAAUUCAAUUGCUAAUUCACUGACAUUGUCAACAGGAUUUUUAACUUCUAGGGAAUAAUAUAUAUAAAUAUAUAUGUAUCUUCCAUUUUUUAAAAAAUAAGGACCAAAGAGUUAUCAAUUAUCCUAAUGAAGCAUUGGUUUAAAAAAAUGAAGCAGUUUAUCUGUACAGCAAAGGGUCGUCUGUUGAUUCCCUUUCAACAUGCAUUUUGUAUCAUUCAUUUCAGGGAUAGAGAAAAGGGCAGGAUAGCCAUUGUGGGUCUGUCUGCUUUUAACAUGUUGGAACAUGAAAGAUAGCCAGUAAAUGAUGGAGUGCCUAUUGGUAAGGCUUAUUACCAAACUUUGGAGAUAAAGCAAAUAACCAAAAAAAAAAAAAAUAGCAGAAUUGCAAAUUUAAUCUGUGAAGAUUGUUUGAUUUCUAAUGAGUGUCUUACACAAAGGAAUUAAAACAUUUUCUGAUUAGGCCCAUAAGUUAUUUUGUUGUCCAAAUAGCAUAGAAUAAGAUGGGAACAGUUUUCAAUAUUUGUGAUGAAGGAGAGUGCACAGUAUAUAACAAAUAUGAGGGUAUAGGGCACCCCUUAACCACAGUGUUGUAAAUAAUAUUUUGGAAGCUAGUUCAGUACUAGUUUCUUCUGAUUUAUCAAAUAUUGACUGUCUAGAUCAAAUUGUACACAAUAUAUUUGUCAAUGGUCCUGUAAACUAGUGUAUGAACACAUUUUUCUGGGUGCCUUAGAAGUUGUAUUUUUCAUGUGUGUUAAUAUGCAGUAUUUAUACAUUGUGAGAAGCUGCUUUGAAUAAAAACAUUGAAACUUCCAUUUUCUGACUUCGGGGUUAUAAAAAUGGUCAUGGUGAGUUUUGCCAAGAAGUGUCAAUGUGUAUAUCCAUUACUGCCAACAUCAAACUUAAGGGGAAGGUGCAUGCCAGAUUUCCCAAGCAGUCACAGGGGGUUCUUCACCCGUGAUACGGGCCUGACAUCAUCACCUGGCAACCUAGGGCAAUUGCUCCAGCAGAGCCUACCAGCACUAACAUUUGCCCCUCCACGUUGGACAGUUGCCCCUCCACGUUGGACAGUUGGGUCUGUGAGCCUUCCUUUUCAUAUCCCCAAUGUCCUGGCAUGACACCAGGUAAGACACUUUGGGUCAUUGUGAUUAAUCAAGAUGCUGAUCACUGCACUCGGCAGAAGAGGGCCUUCAGUGGAGAUCUUAUCAGGAGAUCAUUUCUGCCCAAUAUAGGAAUCAGGCCUUUAGUGUUAUGGGUCUGCCCUUUGGAAAGCCUCCCAUUAGACCUACUGAGGGCCUUCCUCUUCCAGCAAUCCUUUUCAAUCCAGAUCUUUCCCAGCCUGUCUCUCUGUUGGAAUUGUUCUUAGCCAUUUGAUCGUUUAAGUGUUUGCUGCCAUGUGCCCCUUUAGGAGGAGGGCGAGAUAUAAAUUUACUGUAAUUCAUGUGUAAAUGUUAUAUGGCGGCUCUCGCCCACCCUUGCAAUAAGAUGGACAGGUAAGCCCAUCAACCUCAAGCUAAGAGGUGCCCGCCAAAGUAACUUUGUCCCUGCAUAUGUCCAAAGUGAGUCAAAUGAUGGAUGAGUCCAUAUAUCACGGUCAACCAUCUUACAAAACAUGCCUGUUACAGGCACACCACAUUGUAAUAUUUGCUAAAAAUAACACACUUCAUCAGAGAAUGUGCAUGAGCCUUGAAUGUGCCAUCAUUUCUCCUCCUU
Molecule: messenger RNA, 7308 nt
Organism: Zootoca vivipara (common lizard)
Lineage: Eukaryota; Metazoa; Chordata; Lepidosauria; Squamata; Lacertidae
Gene: CDYL2
Product: chromodomain Y like 2
Cellular component (GO): nucleus
Molecular function (GO): transcription corepressor activity
Source: RefSeq, a predicted model, not a curated record